ACAUACUGUCAUGUUCACCUCUAAUUUUAGUUGACCUAUUUUAAAGCUGUUCGGUCCACCUCUGAAUUAAGAUGUCAUAAUCAAUACAAUUAUCAAUUGCAGACGUGAGACGGGGAAAAACACGCAUUUUCCCCGCCACCGGGAGAGGGGUGUGAGGGGUCGACGGGCGAGGGGGGGGCGCGCCGGGCGCCGGGCCCAGUGCCCCCCGAACGCAGUGGCGGCGUGACGCCUCCCCGAGCGAUGAGCUAACUCCCGCCACCCGUCGCUACCACCGCAUUCAUGGACAACUCCUGCCUCCUCGACCUCCUCAUCCGGUGCUUCGCGAUGACCGAGCCCGAGGACCUCAACUUCACCGCGUUCACGGACCUCUGCCGCCUCUGCUCGCUCAAGAGCGGACCUCGUCUCCACAUCUUCGACAAGGAGGCUGAGCAGAGGCAGAUACUAUUCAAACUUCGCACUUGUCUACCCACUAUGCAGAUAUCGAAAGAUGACUUCUUGCCGAAGAAGAUUUGUGAAAGGUGUGUCACGAGGCUGGAACAACUCUACGAAUGGCGGCAAAGUUGUCUCAACACGGAUUCCGUGCUGAGGAAUUACGCUGAGUCCAUGAGAAUCGUCACAUCGACUAUCAACUUUCAGGACGGCACCGUUAAUAUGGAUAAAAUGACAGAAGCACAAAAAACGGCAUAUUUAGAAGCACAUGUAGCAGUUCAACAGCAUAUGGCCCAAGCUGCUGCUGCCGCUCGCCGUGAGCAACAACAACAGCAACAACAGCAGCAGCAGCAGCAGCAGCAACAGCAGCAGCAACAGCAACAGCAGCAACAACAACAGCAACAACAACAGCAACAGCAACAACAACAGCACCAACAGCAUCAGCAACAGCAGCAACAGAAUACUACAUCAAAUAACAAUCGACACCACCAAGAAAUGCAGCAACAACAACAACAACAGCAGCAACAGCAGCAACAACAACAGCAACAACAACAACAAGCACAAAGUGCUAGUACUCAUCCAGGUCAUCCAUCACCACCAACAGUUAGCUCCACACAACAUCAUUACACUACAAUAAAUUCUCCAAUAAAAGUUCCACAAGUGAGUUCCAGUACUGGUGGCCCAGAUUCUACAUUUACAGUACCAGAUGAUGUGGGAAUGGGAUUUGAAGGAGGAGUUCGUGUCCUACAAAGCCUUGGAAAUUGUUACGACAUCGUCUACAGGUCGCCGGAAGUAACAAAUACAAUUCCAAGACCGAAUUUAAUACCAUUUACGGAACCAUAUACUGAAGGUGGAUCUAUGCACCCUGGUACACGACUUAAAGCCUUACAAGGAUCGUCUGUUGUGAGAAAACACCCCACAAUCAAACCUACAAGUUCAACGAGUGAAAGUAGCAAAGCUUUUGAAUGUACAGUAUGUGGAAAAGGACUGGCUCGUAAAGACAAAUUAACAAUCCAUAUGAGAAUACACACAGGUGAAAAACCAUACGUUUGCGAAGUGUGUAAUAAAGCAUUUGCGAGAAGGGACAAGCUGGUACUUCACAUGAAUAAACUAAAGCACAUAACGCCGUCCAAUAUAGCUCCACUAGGUAAACGAACUAUAACUAUACCGCCUUUAAAGUUAGAUGACGUAAAGCCUCAAUUAACAAAACAAGAAGAUACAAAACCUAGCCAAGCUGAAAUUGCAGCUGCUGCUGUAGCUCAACAGCAGCAGCAACAGCAACAACAACAACAGCAGCAACAACAACAACAGCAGCAGCAGCAACAGCAACAACAUUCCCAUCAGCAGCCUAUACAGGUCUGCCAGGUACCUGGACACAACUUUACGAAUACAAAUCUAGUCCACACAAGCGCGGCCAGCGCCGCCGUGGCGGCUGCCACAGCCGGCAUGGUAGUAUCUUGGUCCUGUGAGCUAUGUGGUAGACUUUUUGCUACUAGAGAAGAGUGGACCGCUCAUGCAAAAUCACAUUUACCGGACAACAAGCUCUUACAGGACAAGAUGCAAGCGACACAACAUCAGCAACAAGAAAAAGUUCAUCUAACGAACCAGGAAAAACUACAGUUGCUGCACCAUCACAACCAGAAUCAACAGAUAUUGAAUGGGCACGGCAUUGCGUCGGCUUCCGUGUCCACAGCAACAGUGGUUAAUGAAAAUAGUGGUGGGACUUAUUUCACGCAUGGUCAUACACACUAUGCACCAGAGAGGCAGCAUACACAAGCACAUCACUUGUGUCUGAUGUGUCGGCAGGAAUUCGCGGGUAAAGCCGAGUUUAUGUUCCACGUGAGAGGACAUUUUGAAGGUAAAGUGAGUGAUAUAGCGGCGGCCGAUGUUCUGGCCAGAUCGCUAGUGGAUAAUUCCGGACUGUGUACCUGAAACGGGUCCACGCCCGUCGGUGCAUUUCAAUCAGAUGUUUACGGGAAGGGCGUGGUACAAGACGACACGAUAAUGUUAAAAUUUUAAAUUUAGAAUACGUGUCUUAGUAAAGUGCUUAUUUAUUUCGAAGCCGGAAGUGGUCGUUUAUUUCGUCGAUACUUUAGAAAUCUACGUAAAAAACAUAAAUUGAAUAAAAAUAUUGGCAAGGCAAUUAGAGUAUAUCUACAUUUUGUAAUAAAAACGUGAACAAUAGAAUAACAGAGUUCCUUAAUAAGAUACAUUCGUUUAAAUUGUACUGUUAAAUUAAAUAAAGCUAAGUAUAAAUAUAAGGGGUUUGUUAAAAUGCGUAGAUUACUUAACAAAUAAUUUAUUAAGGGUAAGAUUCAGCAUCGAGAAUUAGAAUCUUAUCCAGUAUUCGCACUUAUAGCGAAUCUUACCUUUAAUCCUAGAGUGCCCACAUUCAACAAACAUCUGUUAUAAAAGAAAUAGCCAUGAAUACGUGUAGUAUGUAAAUAUAUUAAACAUGUAAAUAAUUAACACCUUAUCAGUAGAAUGUAAAUUCUUAGCUUAAUCUUGUAUUAGUAACGCAUUAAAAUAAUUAGUGUGUUAAAUGAAGCAGUAGAGUUUCAAUUAUUAAUGAAAACGUUGAAGAAAUUGUUCCAAAUAAUACAACGAAUUUUGACCAAAUUAUUCGUCUUUACUUAUUCAAAUUAAACAUAAUAGUCUCGGCAAAUAAAUUGUCCAGGAGAUAUUUAUUGCGUUGUUAGUAUUUUAACAUCGUAGGAGACUGACAAAAUUAUUUGACACACAAUUUUCGUAAUAAAAAAAAACAUGUACAAAAAGUCAUCACAUGU
Molecule: messenger RNA, 3215 nt
Organism: Pieris rapae (cabbage white)
Lineage: Eukaryota; Metazoa; Arthropoda; Insecta; Lepidoptera; Pieridae
Product: mediator of RNA polymerase II transcription subunit 15
Exons: 10
Coding region: 280-2361 (693 amino acids)
Biological process (GO): regulation of transcription by RNA polymerase II
Cellular component (GO): nucleus
Molecular function (GO): DNA-binding transcription factor activity, RNA polymerase II-specific; zinc ion binding; RNA polymerase II cis-regulatory region sequence-specific DNA binding
Source: RefSeq, a predicted model, not a curated record